Molecule: messenger RNA, 2886 nt
Organism: Dicentrarchus labrax (European seabass)
Lineage: Eukaryota; Metazoa; Chordata; Actinopteri; Moronidae
Gene: tfap2d
Product: transcription factor AP-2 delta (activating enhancer binding protein 2 delta)
Exons: 8
Coding region: 203-1579 (458 amino acids)
Biological process (GO): regulation of transcription by RNA polymerase II; anatomical structure development; regulation of cell population proliferation
Cellular component (GO): nucleus
Molecular function (GO): RNA polymerase II transcription regulatory region sequence-specific DNA binding; DNA-binding transcription factor activity, RNA polymerase II-specific
Source: RefSeq, a predicted model, not a curated record
CAAAAUCCGUGAGCCAGCCCCGUCCGUGCAGAGGGGAGACGCUCGCGUUCCGCCAGCUUUCUGCCGUUACCGAGAGCGCGCGAGGGGGGACUUUUCCAUUUCUCUCGCUUUUUUUGGAGGAUUUUAACGCAUUUUUAUUAUUAUUCGUUCGGGGCCAGAGAGCGGAGAAAAAAAAAAAACGGGUUACUUUGGAGAAAGCACAAUGUCAGCGACCUUCCCCGGACUUGUCCACGACGCAGAGAUACGUCACGACGGAUCAAACAGCUACAGGCUCAUGCAGCUCGGUUGCCUGGAGUCCGUGGCCAACUCCUCGGUCGCCUACUCCUCCUCCUCCCCGCUCACCUACCCGGCGCCGGCGGGGACGGAGUUCGCCUCGCCGUAUUUCUCGGCCAACCACCAGUACACGCCCCUCCACCACCAGUCCUUCCACUACGAGUUCCAGCACUCCCACCCGGCCGUGGCCCCGGAGGCCUACGGGCUGAACUCGCUGCACUCGGGCCAGUACUACCAGCAGAUCCACCACGGAGAGCCCGCCGACUUCAUCAACCUGCACAACGCGCGCUCGGCCCUCAAGUCCUCCUGCCUGGACGAGCAGCAGCGGCGCGAGCUCGGCUGCCUCGACGCUUACCGGCGCCAUGACCUGUCGCUGAUGACGUCACACGGCUCCCAGGCCUACGGCGUCGGUAUGCACCACCCGGACCAGAGGCUGCUGCCCGGCGCCGGCCUGGGUCUCCCUACGCCCGCUUCAGACGACCUACAGGGCUCCGUGGAAGCGCAGUGUGGGCUCGUGCUGAACGGCCAAGGGGGCGUCAUCCGGAGAGGAGGGACAUGCGUGGUGAAUCCUACAGAUUUGUUCUGCUCGGUACCGGGCCGACUGUCGCUGCUCAGCUCCACCUCCAAGUACAAAGUCACCAUUGCUGAGGUGAAAAGAAGACUGUCCCCACCAGAGUGCCUCAACGCCUCCCUACUGGGUGGCAUACUGCGCAGAGCAAAGUCUAAGAACGGAGGCCGGUGUCUUCGUGAGAAAUUAGACCGUCUAGGCCUCAACCUGCCGGCAGGACGGAGGAAAGCUGCCAACGUCACACUGCUCACCUCCCUGGUGGAAGGUGAGGCGCUCCACCUGGCGAGGGACUUUGGCUACACCUGCGAGACAGAGUUUCCCAGCAAGGCAGUGGGAGAACAUUUGGCGAGGCAGCACAGUGAGCCUAAAGAAACCAGCGCACGCAAGAAAAUGGUUCUGGCUACAAAGCAAAUCUGUAAGGAGUUCCAGGACUUAUUGAGCCAAGAUCGUUCUCCUCUGGGCUCCUCCAGACCAACCCCCAUCCUGGACCUGGACAUCCAGAGACACCUCACACACUUCAGCCUGAUCACUCACGGGUUCGGCACUCCGGCGGUCUGCGCGGCUCUCAGCACCUUCCAAACGGUCCUGAGUGAGAUGCUCAACUACCUGGACAAAAACUCGAGUGGGAAAACAAGUGGACCCACCGACCAACAGAUCAACAACAGCUCAGAAAAAACGCAGCUCCGGAAAACAGCCGAGCCCCAGAGCAAAGACGGGAAAACAGAAAAGACUGAGUAGCCCCCACCCAGCCGGUCCCCGUGCCUUGGAGCAUUUAGGAGUGUGUGUGUGUGUGUGUGUGUGUGUGUGUGUGUGUGUGUGUGUGUAUAUAUGUGUGUGUGUGUGUGUGUGUGUGUGUGUGUGUGCUCUCAGAAAGGAGUUGUUAAUUCCCAUGCAUUACUGCGUCUUCUUUGGGACAAUUCAUAUUUAUUGUAAUUUAUUUAUCUUAUGUUUGAAAUGUAACACUGACCUGAACUGUCCCAGACAAGACAUCCUGAUGUGUGUGUGAAGGUAACACAUCCUGUUUAGGUGUGUGUGUUUGUGUGUGUGUGUGUGUGUCUGUCUGUCUGUCUGUCCGUCAUGACAAGGAGGAGCCUCACUAUGGAGACGGCUGUGACUCAUCCAAGACUUUUAUUUGUUCAUUUAUUAAUUCUAAAAACAGGAAGUAAAUACGGACAUGCUGACAGCACAGUUUUCCAGGACAGGGGUGGUAACUGCCAACACAAAAUAACACACAUGUUAAAGGUUUUGGGCAAUUUGAGCUCAAUUCAGCUAAUUCAGAUGUGGAUUUUCUGCAGCAACACAAAAACUGAAAAAAAAAUGUUGUCCUCAGAAGGUUAAUUUAAUCUGUUUUGUAUUAAAUUAUUACAAAAUCUGUCAUAAUCAACCAAAGUCCUAAUUUUGCUUCAUUUCUCAGUCGACUGAAUUGAAAUAACUUUCAAUAACUGAACUUCCAAACAGUUUUAUCAGAUUAAAUUGAAAAAGAAAUUACUCUGACCCAAACCCUUAUACAUGCAAACUCAAAAACACUGUUUUCCAACCCCCCCUGUACCUGUGAGAACACUUGAACCUCACCAAGCAGACCUAUUUUCAUGUCGUACAAUCAGUGCCAUAGCAACCAGUGUGUUUACCAUGUGGUCGACAGAGGAAAAAGGGACUGUUUCUGGAGACUGACGCCACUGCCUGGGGUAGGCUACACACUGUGGUGUGUCUGUGAAUGUGUGUGAAUGCGUCUUAGUUUGUGGAAGAGAUAAAGACAAGAGUGAAAGAGAGAGAGAGAGAGAGAGAGAAGGGUCCAACUCAGCCAUUUUGUAAAAGGUGACUUUGCGGUUGCCGUCGUUACUCUUCCCUGUGCAUGUCUAUCUUUGUACACUCCCCAGAUCGCAAGUUUAGCCGACACAAGCUCUCUGACUCGCUCAUGAACAUUUGUAAAGAUAUAUAUAAAUAUUUAAAUUACUUUUCUUGUAGGCUUUCAACUAUAUAUAUGUUAAAUCCCUACCUUCUAAAAUGCUGGUGUUCAAUAAAGACAGUUGCUACGUGUUCUACUA